Messenger RNA from Pyrus x bretschneideri (Chinese white pear), 2125 nucleotides. RefSeq names its product chaperone protein DnaJ. Gene Ontology annotation, biological process: protein refolding; response to heat. Lineage: Eukaryota; Viridiplantae; Streptophyta; Magnoliopsida; Rosales; Rosaceae. Bases 122 to 1627 code for a protein of 501 amino acids. Gene Ontology annotation, molecular function: ATP binding; heat shock protein binding. The transcript has 11 exons. The record is from RefSeq and is a predicted model, not a curated record. Gene Ontology annotation, cellular component: cytoplasm.
CACAUAUCCUUUCGUAUACAAAAGCGCUGCCAAUCCCACCAACAUUCGAUCUUCGUAGUCAGCCAUGGACAUUGCGGCCCCCACGUUCCCGUCGUCCCACAACUGAUUUCGCCCACCUCCGAUGGCUGCCGCAGCUCUCUCCCUCCUCCCCUCCUCCUCCUCCUCUCCCCACCUCCUCUUCCCGCCCUCUUCUUCUUCUUCUUCGUCCUCCUCCGCUUCCUCUUCUUCUUUGUUUGUAUCGGGUGGGACCCAUUUGAGGACCCACGUCUGUCUUAGUUCUUCGCCAUUGUCAUCUUCUUCGUCCACUUCUUCUCCAUGGAAAUUCAGCACGAAACGCAGCGUUGGGAGAGUAUAUGCUGCUUCUGGCGAUUACUAUGCCAGUCUUGGGGUUCCCAAAUCUGCCACCAGCAAGGAAAUCAAAGUCGCUUAUAGACGUUUGGCUCGCCAGUACCACCCUGAUGUCAACAAGCAACCAGGAGCAACCGAAAAGUUUAAAGAAAUCAGUGCUGCAUAUGAGGUGCUAUCAGAUGAUAAGAAGCGAACUUUAUAUGAUCAAUAUGGUGAAGCUGGAGUUAAGAGUGCUGUAGGGGGAGGUUCAAGUGCCUAUACGACAAAUCCUUUUGAUUUAUUUGAGACUUUUUUUGGGUCGAGUAUGGGUGGAUUCUCUGAUAUGGAUUCUGCUUUUGGAACACGCCGUCGUAGCACUGUUACAAAGGGUGAAGACAUCCGUUAUGACAUCACUUUAGAAUUUUCUGAGGCUAUAUUUGGAGUGGAAAAAGAAUUUGAACUUUCCCAUCUGGACACUUGUGAAAUUUGCACUGGAACUGGUGGUAAAAUAGGCUCUAAAAUGCGGAUUUGUUCUACUUGUGGUGGGAGGGGUCAGGUUAUGAGAACAGAGCAGACACCUUUUGGCCUGUUUUCCCAGGCUUCCUUAUGUCCAAAUUGUAGUGGAGAUGGUGAAGUCAUUUCUGAAUACUGUCGGAAGUGCUCUGGUGAAGGACGUGUCCGUGCUAAGAAAAGUAUUAAAGUUAAAGUUCCUCCUGGUGUUAGCACAGGAAGCAUUCUGAGAGUUGCUGGAGAGGGAGAUGCCGGGCCGAAAGGGGGCCCUCCGGGGGAUCUAUAUGUAUAUCUUGAUGUUGAAGAAAUAGAAGGAAUUCAAAGAGACGGGAUAAAUCUCUCAUCAACUGUUUCUAUCAGCUAUCUGGAUGCCAUAUUGGGGGCUGUUGUUAAGGUAAAUACAGUUGAAGGAAUUACCACACUACAAAUCCCACCAGGUACCCAACCUGGGGAUAUUCUUGUCUUAGCAAAAAAAGGAGUACCAAAGUUGAACAAAUCAUCAAUACGUGGCGACCACAUAUUUACAAUUAAAGUAACAAUACCAAAUCGUAUCAGUUCCAACGAGCGUGAAUUGCUGGAAGAGCUUGCUUCACUGAGUAAUACUACCACCAGACGUUCAUGCACUCGCCCUAAAUUGCAGCCAGCUACAACUAGUAUGGAAACUGAGGUGGGAACGGUUGGGGAGAAAACAGAGGAAGGAGAUGAUCAAGAUGACCCAUGGAAGAAGUUAAAAGACUUUGCAGGGUCUGUUGCAAAUGGUGCCCUAAAAUGGCUGAGAGACAACCUCUAGGCUGGUGUGUUUAGGAGGUCUACUCCAAACUUACACUCGAUGUUGGCUAAAAUUCAGCUGUAGAUUUGUUUUUUUCUUCCUCCCAUAAGGGGUAUUGGACGAGCCAUGCAGUCAAAUGAUUCCACUGUCUUACAGAAAUUAACUUGCCAGCGCUGCAGUGAAGAUCUUGAAUUAUGCUGUAGCCAACAUUAUUUUGUAGUUUAAAAUUUGUCAAAUGAUACAGAAUCACCUGCUGCAAGCACAAACUGAUUUGUAUCAUCUAGCAGGCUAGAGGGGGCAUCAAAUUCUUGUUAGUGUAUAUCUCAAUUUCAGAUUGAAUUUCUUGUGAUAGUUGUUGGUUGUCAAGAGUAUUUACUAUUAGUCGGUGACGUUUUUGUAAACGUAUAAUUGGGUUGUGAGGAAGUACUGACGACUUGAUAUUUAGUUAGCAUCAGUAGCCGAAUCAUGCGAAGAAAUCGCUGGCUUCUGUCAUUACCUUAAUCUCAUUAAUUUCUUUCA